AGAAUCGAGCACAGAGUAGCCGUCGACAAAAUUAAACAUUUUCCAAACACCCAGACGCAAAAACCAUUUCAUCAAUCGUCGUUCAGCGUGUUCAGCCAUUUUCCUGCUCUAAAAUAUUUUAAAAAAUUCAACAAAUUUUAAUAAUUUUGAAAAGCAGAAAAAAAAAAAAAAAAUUCAAAAUAUUUCCUACUCAAAACUAAACUACUAAACUACAGUUUCCUUUUACCCUGUAUUAAUCGGAAACUUUGUUAUCUAGAAUGAGUACCACGAAGAAACGCAAGGGCUCAUCGGGUAUUGCAAACGUGUCUCCCAAGCGGACACGCGCCUAUAUUCGUCGCAUCCAGAGCCUGGAGCAGAACGACAGCAUCAUCGAAGACCCUUCACAAAGUCAGGCGCUUAAUUCAGAGUCAAGUGCUUUGACAGACGGCAGCAACAACGACCCAGUGCCAGUUCCAGAAGAAGAACCUCUGGACAAAGAGAUUACAUCGACAGCCUCUGGUCAACAACUACCCGUUCAGGUUGCAGCAGUAGAGACGUUCAGCUCUACUGUUAGCCAAUAUCCCGAACUAAAUCCUAGCUCCGAAAUACCCAAGUUCGUUAUUUUACAUUGUCAAAAAGAGAUUGUUUUAUAUCAGCCUGUGGCCCGUGCUGCAAUCGAAAACGGUCCGUUCGACCCGUCGAUGUUUACUCAGCCCACAUUGGGGGUGCUCGCUAAAGAAUUUUGGAAGACGCUCAAAAGUAAUAUCCAAACUUAUAUACAUAAAUAA
Drosophila subobscura is the source of this 767-nucleotide messenger RNA. RefSeq lists its product as uncharacterized. NCBI's taxonomy places the organism in Eukaryota, Metazoa, Arthropoda, Insecta, Diptera, Drosophilidae. The coding region runs from base 258 to 767 and encodes 169 amino acids. The transcript has 2 exons. The record is from RefSeq and is a predicted model, not a curated record.